CUUUUGUGCCUGGAUCUGUCUCUCAGUUCCCUUGGAGUUCUGUAUUGCAGCUGAUUCCAUAAGGAUGGACCAAUCCAUAAGCGAUAGUGAGACUUUAGUUUCCUCGGGCCAAAGCUUUGAACUAGGCUUCUUCUCUCCUGGAAGCUCCAAAAACAGGUACUUGGGAAUAUGGUACAAGAACACACCCCAGACAGCUGUAUGGGUUGCAAACAGAAACAACCCAAUUGCAGAUUCUUACGGAGUUUUAACCAUCAUCAACAAUGGCGCACUUGUUCUUCUCAACCAGUCAAAGAGUGUAAUCUGGUCUCCCAAUUUGUCAAGGGUGCCAGAAAAUCCAGUUGCACAGCUCCUGGAGACUGGAAAUCUUGUUCUCAGGGACGGUAGUAAUGAAACUUCUAAAAGCUAUAUAUGGCAGAGCUUUGAUGAUCCAUCAGACACAAUGCUGCCAGGCAUGAAGGUGGGAUGGAACUUAAAGACUGGUCUACAACGAAAUUUGACAUCAUGGAAAAGUGCUGAUGAUCCAUCUCUUGGAGACUUCUCUUUCGGAUCUGGUAUUAAUGUGCUGCCUUACAUGGUUAUUGGUGCGGGAUCAAGCAAAAAAGUCCGUACCGGCCCAUGGAAUGGACUUCAAUUCAAUGGUGUUCCUGUGAUGGACAACUCGGUUUACAAAGCAUUUUAUGUUUACAACAAUGAUGAGUUAUAUGCCCUCUAUGAGUCUAACAGCAAUGAGAUUAUUUCAAGAGUAACAUUGAAAUAUUCAGGUAUCCUCCAGUGUCUGGUAUUGAAAAAAGGGAGCUCUGAAUGGGCUGAAUUGUACUCAAUUCCUGAUGACCAUUGUGAAAAUUAUGGGCAUUGUGGUGCUAAUGGUAUUUGCAGAAUUAGCAAGCUGCAGAUUUGUGAGUGUUUGACAGGUUUCACACCAAAAUCACAAGAAGAAUGGGACGUGUUUAAUAGAUCUAGUGGAUGCACACUAAGAAGGCCUUUGGAUUGCCGAAGUGAAGAGGGAUUUCAAAGGGUUACAGGGGUGAAAUUGCCCGACUUGAUAGAUUCUCAUGUGAUUAAUAGUGUGAGCCGUAGGGAGUGUGAGGUGUCGUGCUUGAACAACUGUUCUUGUACAGCAUAUGCCUACUCAAAUGCAUAUGCUUACUCAAAUCCUAAUGGAAGCGGUGGCUGUUUGAUGUGGUCUGGGGACCUGAUUGAUAUCAGAGAGUUAACUUCAGAAAAACAUCCGGAGGACAUCUAUAUCCGCAUGCACACUUCAGAGCUAGGGUUAAACACUAAUCAGAAGAAGAAAAAACUAGUGAUCAUCCUUGUUAUAUCUACCUUUUCUGGAAUCCUCACCUUGGGCUUAGCAGUCUGGUUUCUAUUUCGGAAGAAGAGAACAAUGGGAAAAGACCAGGAAAGCAAGAAGAACUUAGAGUUACCUUUGUUUGACUUGCCCACCAUUGCAACUGCUACUAAUAACUUCUCUAACACCAACAAGAUUGGAGCAGGUGGCUUUGGGUCUGUGUACAAGGGCAAUCUACCAGAAGGAGUAGCAGUUGCAGUGAAGAGAUUGUCCAAGAAUUCAGCACAGGGUGUGCAAGAGUUCAAGAAUGAAGCUGUUUUGAUUGCGAAACUUCAGCACAAGAAUCUUGUCAGGCUUUUGGGCUGCUGCAUUCAAGGAGAAGAAAGAAUAUUACUCUACGAAUAUAUGCCUAACAAAAGCUUGGAUUAUUUUAUUUUCGAUCAAAACAGAAGAGCAUUAUUGUCAUGGGAUAAGCGCUGCGAGAUUGUUAUGGGGAUAGCACGAGGGCUUCUCUACCUCCAUCAAGACUCUAGAUUUCAAAUAAUUCACAGGGAUCUCAAGACGAGCAAUAUUUUACUGGAUGACAAUCUAAACCCUAAAAUUUCUGACUUUGGCUUGGCAAGAAUUUUUGGAGAGAAUGAAAUGGAAACAAGAACAAAUAGAAUUGUUGGGACUUAUGGCUAUAUGUCCCCCGAGUAUGUGAUCGAUGGGCACUUUUCUAUCAAAUCUGAUGUCUUUAGCUUUGGUGUUCUUUUACUAGAGAUUGUUUGUGGUAAAAAGAACCGAGGGUUCUCUCAUCCAGAUCACCACCAUAACCUUCUGGGACAUGCAUGGCUGCUGUGGGAACAAAACAAGGCCUUGGAAUUAAUUGAUGCAUGUUUGGAAGAUUCAUGUGUUGCAUCGCAAGUAUUACGAUGCAUACAAGUAGGUUUACUAUGUGUUCAAAACCUUCCAGCAGACAGACCAGCAAUGUCAUCAGUGAUUUUCAUGUUGGGUAAUGAGGGAGCAACAUUGCCUCAACCUAAACAUCCUGGUUUCUUCACAGAAAGAUCUUCAGAGGAUACAGAUACAAUGUCAGCAAAGAUAGAGUUACAUUCAGAAAAUGCAGUGCCAGCUUCUCUGACUAAAACAGGCUUCAAAGGUUCCUCUGUUGCGGCUCAGGGCACUGUAAUCUGCAACUUAAGAUUCACUAGUAGAAUUUCUAAAUUCAGAUUCCCUCUGGAUCAGGUUGUUAAUAAGCAGAAGAACAUCAUUUGGUUGGUCACUGCCAUCUGCGGCAAAACACUCAAGAGUAGAGAAGCUAGACUCAGCUAUAAGUUUUCUCGGGAACCAAACACCAAGAUCACCGAGAAGAUGGACUUCCACCCUUUGCAGGUUUCACCACUGCCAAGGAAAGAUCAAGAUCUCCAAGAAUACAUCAACGUAGUACCAGAAGAAUAUGUGGCCUUUGAAGACCACUUGGAGAAUCCCAAUUUUCAACUUCACGUCCGUGAAAUCAUAAAGAGAAAGGUGGAAGAUGCGGAAAAAAAUCUCAAACCAUUUGCUAUCUGCUUUCUGAAAAUUGCUUCAAGGAUGGGGGACGACACCUUCUUGGUGCAUGGAUUCUUGAUGGAACCCAAACUCGGAACUUGCAUAAGAAAGAUACUUCAAUCGGAGCUUCAGAUUCCCAGAGGACUGAAAUGGCCAGUUCAAGAUGUUUCAAGCGAUGUGGGGUUGACCAUGUUGAAACCAUCCAAAAUACCAGCAUCACUACUUCUUGAUGCCCACCCCAAGAUGUCGCCCCUGCUGCAACCCUCUCAAUCCACUGGAGCAAUUCCUUCUUCUGGAUCCAUUCUCCAGCAACCAAAUGGGACAUGUCAGGACGGUGGACUUCAAUGCCUGGAGGAACUAGGGGCACAAUACACAGGGGAGGAGGUGAUGAGCUCAGAGGCACCAAAGCCAGACUCUCCACAACCUAGUGGUCCACCGAGACUCACCCCACCGAGGGUAGGUAGGAUGAGGAAUGAACCAUAUCCUCAACCAUAUUCGCCUAGACCAAACAGAAAGGCACCACCAAGCUCAGGCGGGGCAGCGGGUGAAGGAACAUCAGGCUCAGGGACACAGGGAGAGGGUACAGGACCAACAGACUCAGGGACACAGGAAGGGGGUGAAGCACCACCAGGCUCAGGCCCACCGGGUUCAACGGGCGAGGCGGUAGGCCCAAGCAACCCAGAAACUCCAAAAGGGAAAUCAUCAAGGACUGAGGUUUCUGCACAAGGCAGAAUGGCUUACAGCGAUGCUAACAAGUUAAAUGAGAAAAUUUCUCCUUUUAUUUUCUUGUUGAUUUUCUCUUCCUUCUGCUUGCAGUUCUCCAGUGCUGUUGAUGCUGCCCCUGAUACGAUUUUUAGCGGACAAAUGCUCAGACACACAGAUACCAUCAUAUCUGCAGGUGGGAACUUUGAAUUAGGCUUUUUCUCACCUGGAAACUCCACAAGUUAUUGUGUGGGGAUAUGGUAUAAGAAAAUUUCAGAGCAAACGGUGGUAUGGGUUGCCAACAGAGAUUACACAAUAACUGGUUCCUCUCCUAGUCUUACCAUCAAUGACAAUGGCAACCUUGUGAUUUUGGAUGGCAGAGUCACAUACAUGGUGACUAACAUUUCAUUGGGCCAGAAUGUCAGUGCCACACUAUUGGAUUCCGGCAAUCUUAUAUUGAGAAAUGGAAACUCAAAUAUCUUGUGGCAGAGCUUUGAUUAUCCCUCGAAUAAUUUCCUUCCAGGUAUGAAGAUUGGAUACAACAGAAAGACCGGAGAAGUUUGGUCACUUACAUCCUGGAAAAAUGCAGAGGACCCAGGCCUAGGGCCUGUUUCCCUGAAAAUGGAUCCUGAAACACACCAAUUUGUCAUCAUGUGGCAUUCUCAAAUGGUUUGGAGUAGUGGGGUUUGGAAUGGGCAUGCUUUCAGUUCUGUUCCUGAAAUGAGAUUAAACUAUACCUACAAUUACAGCUACUUUGAAGACAUGAGUGAGGCAUACUUCACUUAUUCUUUGUAUAAUGAUUCUAUUAUAUCUAGAUUGCUUAUAGAUGUGUCUGGAAACAUCAAGAACCUGGUGUGGCUUGAAGGAUUGCAGAGCUGGACUCUGUUCUGGUCUCAACCAAGAAAUCUUGGAUGCGAUUACUAUUCUUAUUGUGGUUCUUUUAGCAGCUGCAAUAAUCAGACCACUUCUAUCUGUCAAUGCUUGUAUGGUUUUAGACCCAACUCUACAGGAGAUUGGAUGAAGAAUCAAUUUAGAGAUGGAUGUGUGAGGAGAACCCCCUUGCAGUGUGAUGAUCUCACUUCUGUUAAUAGUGAGAAAGACAAGUUCCUCGAAAUGGCAAAUGUGAAGUUUCCUCAGAGCCCUCAGAUUUUGGAAACACAGUCUAUAGAAACGUGCAAAAUGACUUGCUUGAACAAGUGCUCUUGCAAUGCUUAUGCUCAUAAUGGCAGUUGUUUAAUGUGGGAUGGAAUUCUACUGAACUUGCAACAACUUUCAAAAAAGGAUCCUGAUGGAAGAACACUAUAUCUUAAACUUGCUGCAUCUGAGCUCCAAAAUUCCAGAGAAAGCAAACUGCCACGGUGGGCUAUAGGGAUGGUGGUUGUUGCUGUACUGUUGCUUCUUUUGGCCUCCUACAUCUGUUACCGACGAAUGAAAAGAGUCCAAGACAGAGAGGAAAUGACAACAAGCCAGGAUAUAUUACUAUAUGAAUUUGGUGUGGGUUCAAAAGCUACUGAGAAUGAGCUCCAUGAGGGAAAUAGGGUUGGAAAAGACAAGAACAAGGAUGCUUGGUUGCCAUUGUUCAGCUUUGCAAGUGUAUCUGCAGCAACAAAGCACUUCUCAACUGAAAAUAAGCUAGGAGAAGGUGGCUUUGGACCUGUUUACAAGGGUGAACUAUUUAAUGGACAAGAAAUAGCAGUAAAGAGGCUUUCAAGGAGGUCAGGGCAAGGGCUAGAAGAACUAAAAAAUGAAACAGUGCUUUUGGCUGAACUUCAACACAGGAACCUUGUUAGACUCUUAGGCUGCUGCAUAGAGCAAGGUGAAAAGAUAUUAAUCUACGAGUACAUGCCCAACAAAAGCUUGGACUCGUUCCUUUUCGAUCCAAACAAAAGAGGCCAGUUAGAUUGGGCAAAGCGCGUCAGUAUUAUUGAAGGAAUUGCUCAAGGGCUUCUCUAUCUCCAUGAGUAUUCCAGAUUAAGGAUAAUUCACAGAGAUUUGAAGGCUAGUAAUAUCCUACUGGAUAAUGACAUGAACCCCAAAAUAUCUGAUUUUGGCAUGGCGAGAAUGUUUGGAGGAAACGAGUCAUAUGCAAACACAAAUCGAAUUGUUGGGACCUAUGGUUAUAUGUCCCCUGAGUAUGCUUUGGAAGGCCUUUUCUCCACAAAGUCUGAUGUCUUUAGCUUCGGAGUCUUGAUGUUGGAGAUCCUGAGUGGCAAAAAGAAUACAGGCUUUUAUAAUAGUGACACUCUUAAUCUUAUUGGAUAUGCAUGGGAACUGUGGAAAAGCGAUAUGGCUAUAAAUUUGAUGGAUCCCAUGUUGGAAGGCCAGUCCUCUCAGUAUAUGCUGUUAAGGUACAUCAAUGUGGGACUCCUUUGUGUUGAAGAAAUUGCAGCUGAUAGACCAACCCUGUCGGAAGUAGUCUCGAUGCUUACCCAUGAACUUGCUGUUCUACCUUCUCCCAAGAACCCUGCUUUCUCAACUGUAAGGAGCAUGGAAAAUCCACGCUCAUCCAUGAGCAGGCCUGAAAUUUAUUCAGCAAAUGGUUUGAGUAUUUCAGUUAUGGAAGCUCGAUAGCUCUUCGAGCCUCAAUGGCCUAAAUGUCUAAGUUUUAGUUCUUUAUAUUUCUUCCUAUAUACAGUUGCUUACUUAGUUGCCAUAUGCAUCUUUCACCAGUUUAUAGUUUCUCCUUGGAUGUUCAGUAGGCAUUCUUUUUCUAGAUAAAGAAAGAGACUUUGUUAUAUCAACAGUCAAAGAGUUAUUUAUUACAUUAUUGAUCAGAA
Molecule: messenger RNA, 6297 nt
Organism: Vitis riparia (riverbank grape)
Lineage: Eukaryota; Viridiplantae; Streptophyta; Magnoliopsida; Vitales; Vitaceae
Exons: 21
Coding region: 65-6091 (2008 amino acids)
Biological process (GO): recognition of pollen; protein phosphorylation
Molecular function (GO): protein kinase activity; ATP binding
Source: RefSeq, a predicted model, not a curated record